CACAAGCAACGGCUCGCAGCAACACUAGCAGCAGGGGCCGUCAAGUAGUACAGUCAAUAUGUCAGCAGCGAGCGUAGCAGCAGCGGUUGUGGCCGGAGCAAGCAAGCCUGAAGCGUCAAAGGCUGGCGUGGCGACAGUUGCCAAGGCCGCUGCAGGGUUGACGCAGGCCGAACGUCCGCUCACGGAUCUGGACAUCGCAGCGCUGGAGCUGGUCAAGUCUGCCAAGCAAGCUAUCACCUCUGUCCGUCUCGAUGGUCUCGCGCUGGCCAAGAUUGUCAAGCACUCCAAGGAUGCUCACCCAAGCGCCGCUACGGGAGCGUUGCUGGGCCUUGAGAUUGCCGGGGCACUCGAGGUAUCCAACGUUUUCUCUCUUCCAGGCAACGCACUUGGCUCGUCUUCACGGGAUCGCGGCGUCUCUGAGGACCAGGAUGCAGAGGCACAGGUCGGAAAGGGCGUCACUCGGUACACUUCUGCGAUGCUUUCACUCCUCCGCGAUGUGAAUGCAGACGCGAACCCGGUGGGUCUCUACUACGGCUGCUUCCUCGGCGCCUUCCUGUCUUCUGCCGUCAUUGACGGACUCUGGGCAAUAUCGAGCUUGAUGGAGCGGGAGGGAACAGAGGGAAAGGGGAGAGCAAUCCUGCUGGUCCACGACCUGGCGCAGUCGGCAAUGGGCAACACGACAAUCCGGGCGUUCCGGCUGGCACCUUCUUUCAUCGACGCCUACCGGCGUGGCAAAUUCCACACACAGGCUCUCGUGGACCAUAAGCUCACUUUUUCGAACGUGCUUGUCGAGAUCCCGGUGACGCUUCACAACACAGCCCUUCUCGAUGCGCUGCUCUCUACGCUCUCUGCGCCUUCGGAUGCUGCGCCUUCGAUUUUACCCCCAACGAGCGCCUCUCUGCUGCAGCGAUCGACGUCUGCCGCGCUGGACACAUCCGCGGCGCUCAACCACAACCUGACGUUCGCUCUGCCGCCAGUGCUGUCCACCUCGCUCGAGUCGACGCUCGAGGCGCUGGACGAGCACGCAUCCGAGGCAGGCAACAUCGGCUACCAGCUGCGCCAGCUGGGUCGCGAGAAGGCGCGCGCCGAGGCGUACCUGUCCAGGCGACGGGCUGAGAACGCGCUGCGCGAGCAGCAGGGUCUGCCGCCGCUGCCGGUGGAGGACGUGAACAAGCUCUUCAAGCUGCAAAAUGAGCCGAGCAGGCUUGAGGGAAUGAUGCUUCUCGGACAGCUCGACGAGGCAGCCAAGCGGCUCGCAGAGACAGCCGCCGUCGGCUCUGUCCAGCUGCAUGCUGUCAAGACGGGUGCCAUUUGAGUCGUUUUAGACCUUCUCGACGCUGUAUGGUUCAAGCGCACUCGUCUUCGGACCCGAAAUGUGAGCACCCG
Messenger RNA from Tilletiaria anomala UBC 951, 1386 nucleotides. RefSeq lists its product as uncharacterized. Gene Ontology annotation, cellular component: eukaryotic translation initiation factor 3 complex; cytosol; eukaryotic 43S preinitiation complex. The coding region runs from base 59 to 1315 and encodes 418 amino acids. Gene Ontology annotation, molecular function: protein binding; translation initiation factor activity; metallopeptidase activity. The transcript is spliced from 2 exons. The record is from RefSeq and is a predicted model, not a curated record. Lineage: Eukaryota; Fungi; Basidiomycota; Exobasidiomycetes; Georgefischeriales; Tilletiariaceae.